AAAGAUCCUGUCUGUAGUCUCAGAACCCCUCCCACCUCAGGUUCCCAUCCGAAACAGGCAUUUCCGGAACUGGCGCGUGGAGGCGGGGGGCUGCCCCGGAAGUGUUUGUCUGUUGUCCUACGUAGGAAAGAUGGCGGCGGCGCAAGUUGCGGGUUCCCUGCCAGGCGGGCCGCCGCCAGAGACGCCGGGGGAGCUAUCCUUCGAGCCGGGGCGUGGGUUUCGCUGUUUGUCGGCCAGGCUCUGCGCCCUUCGCCCGGAUGAUAGCAGUUCCGGCCGCACGGAGAUCCACCUGCUCUUCGACCAGCUCAUCUCCGAGACCUACAGCGAGGGCAGCGGCGUGGCCCCGGAGGAUGUCAGUACUCUUCUUGUCCAGGCGUGUCGACUCGUGCCUCUUAAUCAGAAUCAUCUUGUCAGCAAACUGUCUCAGCUUAUCCACCAUUUGCUUAACACAUUACAGGUGAUUGUUGACGAGCAGAACUUGGAUUUUCUGUUGGCAUAUACUAUUUCUGCUAUUCAGCAGUGCAGUUCCUGGACACAUAUGCAGAUUCUCCAAGCUCUGGCAGCCCUGGUGUACGGCAAUGGCUCAAAGUGUCAGAAGUACCUUCCAGACUUGCUUGGCAAGAGUGGACUCUUGAUGAAGUUGAGCGACUUGGCUCAGUCAGACCCUGAAGUUAGGAGAGCUGCAGUGCAUUGUAUGGCAAACUUAUGUCUCAGUGUGCCCGGACAGCCAUACUUGGAGGAGCCCUACCAAAAUAUCUGCUUCCAAGUUUUCUUGACCACUUUACAGUCUCCAAAAUCGUCUGACAUGGAUGACAUCACGUUCUGCAUGUUGUUACAAAACGCCUUAAAAGGUAUACAGUCUCUCCUAAAUGGUGGGAAGAUGAAACUGACCCAGACUGAUGAGCUGGGAGCUCUUCUAGCUGUGCUGAAGAAAUCCAUGUUCCAUGGACUCCCUGGACUAAACAUAGAGAUGCCCACUGUGUUGUACCCCACUCCGCUUCCUCAGUACGAUGGACGACCGCCCAACCAGCCUCAGCAGUCAGAGUCCAGCACUUCUUGCCCGGCUGUGAAUAAAAAGAAAAAAUCAAAAGUAAAAGCGAAGAAAAUCCAGCAAGGAGAGGAGGAGGAGGAGGAGUCCAGUGGUGAAAGAGAAGUAGCCCCAGCCACUGGCCCAGGAAGACUGAACCUGCGCAGAGGGGACGCUCAGGGCCCCUGUUCCCCAGGCGCUCAGAGUCUGCCCUUAGCUGGAAGUGGAGCUGCAGGAAAAGACCGGGUCUCUUCACCCCUCAGCUCUUCCGGUUGGAGGAGGGUCAGCAGUAGUGAGUCAGACUAUUCUGAUGCUGAAGGAGGCAUGCAGAGUAAAGUGAGGUCUUACCAAGCCAAAGUUCGCCAAGGAGCAUUAGCGUGUUUUCUUUCUACUAUAAAAUCAGUAGAAAAAAAAGUUCUGUACGGCUACUGGUCAGCCUUUGUUCCUGACACACCAGAGCUUGGAGGCCCCCAGUCUGUGUCCCUGAUGACCCUCACGUUAAAAGAUCCUUCUCCAAAGACACGUGCCUGUGCCCUGCAAGUUUUAUCUGCCAUCUUGGAAGGCUCAAAGCAGUUUCUUUCCAUUGCUGAAGAUACCAGUGACCACAAAAGGGCUUUCACUCCCUUUUCCGUAAUGAUCGCUUCCAGCAUUAAAGAGUUGCACAGAUGUCUUUUGUUAGCUUUGGUGGCGGAAUCAUCCUCACAGACCCUCACUCAGAUAAUUAAGUGUCUUGCAAACUUGGUAUCAAAUUCACCUUAUAACCGUCUGAAACUCAGCCUGCUGACCAAAGUCUGGAACCAGAUAAAGCCUUAUAUCCGCCACAAAGACGUUAAUGUUCGUGUGUCGAGUCUCACACUGUUGGGGGCCAUAGUGUCCACUCACGCACCUCUACCUGAAGUCCAGCUACUUCUGCAACAGCCCUGUUCUUCCGGACUCAGCAGCAGCAGCUCGGCCACCCCCCACCUGAGUCCUCCGGAAUGGUGGAAGAAGGCCCCUUCAGGACCCUUUGUAGAGGAAGGGGCAGUUAGCUCACCAAAGUUAUCUUCAGAGCCCUGCUGGCUCAUUCGACUUUGCAUUUCCAUUGUUGUUCUGCCCAGGGAGGAUUCCUGUUCAGGUAGCGAUGCUGGUUCUGCAGGAGGAAGCAUCUAUGAGCCAUUCCCCAUGCGGUUGGAGGCCUUGCAGGUGUUGGCUCAUCUGGCAAGGGGCUACUUUUCAAUGACGCAGGUCUACUUGAUGGAGCUUGGAGAGGUGAUUUGCAAGUGCCUGGGGGAGGCAGAUCCAUCUGUCCAGCUUCAUGGAGCAAAGCUUCUGGAAGAACUGGGUACCAGCUUAAUACACCAGAAUAAACCAGAUUCUUCCGUAGCACCUGAUCAGAGAGUUCCAGUCCCCUUGGUGGUGACGUUCUGGACCAUGAUGCUCAACGGUCCUUUACCCAGAGCCCUGCAGAACGCAGAGCAUCCGACACUGCAGGCCAGCGCCUGUGACGCCCUGUCUUCCAUCUUGCCGGAAGCCUUCAGCAGUCUGCCGAGUGACAGGCAGAUCCUGUGCAUCACGAUGCUGCUGGGGCUGAACGACAGCAAGAACCGUUUAGUGAAAGCUGCCACCUCACGGGCCCUCGGGGUCUAUGUGCUUUUUCCUUGUCUCAGACAGGAUGUCAUAUUUGUUGCAGACACAGCCAAUGCAAUAUUGAUGUCACUUCAGGACAAGUCUCUUAAUGUCCGGGCCAAAGCAGCCUGGUCCCUUGGCAACCUGACCGACACUCUGAUUGUCAACAUGGAAACACCAGACCCAAGUUUCCAGGAAGAGUUCUCAGGCCUCCUGCUCUUGAAGAUGCUGCGGUCAGCUAUAGAUGCUUCCAAGGAUAAAGACAAGGUAAAAAGCAAUGCAGUCCGAGCCCUUGGAAAUUUGCUUCAUUUUCUGCAACCUUCUCAUAUAGAAAAACCCAGAUUUGCUGAAAUCAUUGAGGAGGCUAUCCAGGCCCUGAUUUCUACUGUUCUGAUUGAGGCUGCCAUGAAAGUCCGAUGGAAUGCCUGUUAUGCGAUGGGAAAUGUAUUUAAAAAUCCUGCUCUUCCCCUCGAAACAGCCCCGUGGACCUCCCAGGCCUACGACGCCCUGACAUCAGUUGUGACGUCAUGCAAGAACUUCAAAGUGCGCAUCAGAUCAGCCGCUGCCCUGGCUGUCCCCCGCAAGAGGGAGCACUAUGGGUCGGUUGAGCAGUACGCUCAGAUCUGGAAUGCCCUGGUCACUGCCUUGCAGAAAAGUGAAGACACCACAGACUUUUUAGAGUUCAAGUACUGUGCCAGCCUGCGGACCCAAAUCUGCCAGGCACUGAUUCACCUCUUGAGCUUGGCCAGCCCCUCAGACCUGUCCUGCAUCAGGGAAACCCUCGAACUGCACGGGGACAUGGUCCAGUCUUUCAUCCUACAGUUUUUAAAGUCAGGAACAGAGAAAGAUGACGCCGGAGCACCCCACCACCCGCAGGAGAGAGACCAGAUGGUCAGAACGGCCCUGGGGCACAUAAACAAUGUCCAGGCACUGGCUGGUGACCCAGCCAAAAGGGCCAUCGUGGGCUUUUUAGAAGAUAUCCUGACCAUUUAUUUUGACUCAUCUGGAUCUCAAGUAGCACUCUUAGGAUUAACCCAUCGGUGAAUAUUCUACCAUACUUUCCAGGUGUCAGGUGGAAACAGGAAGAUCUGAGCCUGAGCAUCAGAUGUGUGGGGUUUAGUCUUAGGGGCAGAAACAGUCCUUUCACUGUUUAUUUAGAACGAGUUACCAGCUAUUGAAAUUUUUCUCAGAGGGUUCAUCCACGUUGGAGAGUGUUUUCACUGCCUUGGCUGUGGCUGUGACUGCUGGAACCUCUGACUUGUGCAUCUGGGAGCCAAGGAGUUGGGUUGUCCUGUGGACUGAGCAGGCUUGGGUUCCUAAGAGUGGACUCAGAAGAGUAUUUUUAAAAAAAGGAAAAAGCAAAAGGAUUUAGGAGUUAGAAGGUUGUAUAUUGUGUCUCUGGGGAUUGUUUUUCUUUUGUAAUAAACUAAUGUAAAGCAGUG
Molecule: messenger RNA, 4074 nt
Organism: Odocoileus virginianus texanus
Lineage: Eukaryota; Metazoa; Chordata; Mammalia; Artiodactyla; Cervidae
Gene: HEATR6
Product: HEAT repeat containing 6
Source: RefSeq, a predicted model, not a curated record